Closterium sp. Naga37s-1 is the source of this 303-nucleotide messenger RNA. NCBI's taxonomy places the organism in Eukaryota, Viridiplantae, Streptophyta, Zygnematophyceae, Desmidiales, Closteriaceae. The record is from the annotation of a GenBank genome assembly.
AUGGUGAACAUGUCGCUGGAAGUUGAGUCUCAUAACUACAACCCCGCCAUAUAUGGGUUCGUAACUGAGGAACUUUUGAAGCCGCGUUGGUGGGGACAGACCACAGACGAGGCCAAGGCAGCAGAACACAAGGCGAAGUUUCACAGCUCUCUCAGGUCCUGGAUGUUUAUGAAGCACACCUGGCUUCGAAUGACUAACUGGCUGGUUCCUUCUUCUCCCUGGCGGAUCUGGUGCACCUGCCUUGCACUGACCGGCUUCGGGCGCUGGGUGCUUCUGAUCUCAUUACAUCACGGCCGAAUGUGA